Messenger RNA from Stylonychia lemnae, 1038 nucleotides. The record is from the annotation of a GenBank genome assembly. NCBI's taxonomy places the organism in Eukaryota, Ciliophora, Spirotrichea, Sporadotrichida, Oxytrichidae.
AUGGAAACAAUUAUUGAGACUUAGAAUUUUAGUCCUAAUUACGACCACCAUUAGUAACACUCAGACACCCCAAUGCAAGACUUAGAUGCCCAUGCUCCGGCUUCAUAGCAACUCCCCUUUCCUACUUUUAGUCAAGACAUCUUGGAUGAGUGUGAAGACAGACUUAGAAAGCUAGAAGCAACUCAGCACUAAAUAGUCGAGACUAGUGAACAUUUGCUUCGCCUUAGUCAGAACGAGUCACACUACAUUCCCUUUAUUGUUCAUAUAUGGUGUAGGCUACUACUUAGAGUGAACAAAAGCAAGAAGGUGGCUUUAGUCUACCUGGCUAAUGAACUCAUUCAGAAAAGUAUAUUACUCUCAGGCUAGAAUCAGGUACAUCAGCUUUCAUUUUCGAAAGCAUUCUAGCCUAUUAUUGGCAGGAUACUUGUCAAGCUUUUUGAGUUUUUGCAAAAGCCCGAGUACAAUCAAAUCAAGAUAGACAUUCUUAAGGUGCUUAAGGUGUGGAUGUAAAGACAGCUCUAUAAUGUGGAGCAUCUGAAAGUAAUAAGAGAGGAAUUGAUGCAGGUCGGAGGGCUUACUGAAGAAGAUUUGGACAGUAAAUUACCUCCAAGAAGCUAUCAAGACAUGACUAAAAAGAUAGAGAUAAAUUAGCAAAACACGAAUAAUCAGUAGAGAAGCUAGCCAGUAUAGAUAGAGGAGUUUAGGGGUGGCUAUGACAUAAAUAACAAUUGGAUUGAAUUGGCUGAAUCGCUUAAAUUUCUUGAUGAAAAUAGAGUCAAGAUAGCUAAAUUAGAGAAGGAGUUAGAUUAUAUGGUUGAAAAUUUAAAUAGCACUGAUGAAUGUGAUCUAGAAUGUAAAAUGAACGAAUACCAAAGUCUUAUUUCUUUACAGAAGACCUAUGAAAGAGAUUUACUUAAACAGCCCCUUAAGAUGUACAACAAGGUUGAGAAUAACAACUUCCAGGAAGUGCUAACACUUGAAAGAAUUGACCAAGCUCUCACUAAAGUCAUUAAGCAAAGACUAUCUCUCAGAAAAUGA